Molecule: messenger RNA, 3648 nt
Organism: Alternaria atra
Lineage: Eukaryota; Fungi; Ascomycota; Dothideomycetes; Pleosporales; Pleosporaceae
Exons: 6
Coding region: 1-3648 (1215 amino acids)
Biological process (GO): phosphorelay signal transduction system; phosphorylation
Molecular function (GO): protein binding; transferase activity, transferring phosphorus-containing groups
Source: RefSeq, a predicted model, not a curated record
AUGAGUCGGCCAUCACUCGCGCGCGAGGAGAGGCAGCGGGAGCGGGAACAGAUGAAAAGAGAACGCGAUGUCUUACUGCUCUACGGCUCGGCCUUUGCCAACAUCCCUUACAUUGAACAUGUGCCGAAACAUUGCCCACGGCUGGCUCCAGAUGCUGUCCUUACAGCCCUGUGCAAACUGGCCGCCAUCCGACUCAAUGCCGAACGAUGCAUGGUCUCGCUCCUAGACGAAGAAAGCGGUCGCCAACACUGGCUUUCUGAAGCUACGCGCGAUCUUGCACUUCGUCCAGAGAUGCCAGGAGAUGCGCCCGAGACUCUUUGGUUGGGAAACGUGAGUACUCCACGAAGCUGGGGCUUGUGUAAAGAGCUGCUGAGCUUGUCCCCCGAAGACGAACCAGUCUUCUCCAUCGACGAUCUUACCAAAGAUGGAAGAUCCACCUUCCGAGACCACAUCAAGGGCAUCCCUGAGAUGCAUUUCUUCGCUAGCACGGCGCUCAAGAGUCCCAAUGGUUGCAUCGUCGGCUCCAUGUGUGUCUUUGACAGCAAGUCACGUGAUGGGUUAACCAAAGAAGAGGUUGUUCUCUUGCGGGGUCUAGCAGCCACCGUCAUGGACCAUCUUCAUACAUACACGGUCCAGGAUUGUUACCGGCGCGGGGAGCGCUUCACUCGCGGCCUCGUCUCAUUUGCCGAAGGCGCUGCAGUCAUAUCGCCACUCGACACAGGCAGCAACAUCGAUCCCACCCAGAAAGAUGCAACGAAUGUAGUACAUCUACAAAGCACCUCGGCCCCUUCACCUCCUAGACCUGACGCGUCUAAACUUGCCAUGCCCUCCGUCGACACGAGUAUCGCUGCAUCUCCCGAAGGGACUGCGAAGCCUACCUCCCCACCUACCUCGCCAGUGUCCAAAACCCGCAGCGAAUCUGUCCGAAAUCAGGCUAUAGGGAAACUUCAAAACAAAAUCUUGCCCAUGAACGCAAAGUCCAUGUUUUCACGAGCUGCCAGUAUUAUGAUGGCUUCCAGCGAUCUCGACGGAGUGCUUAUUCUCGACGCCUCAGUCGCUGCCAAUUACCAGCGACACGGCCCAUGGGGCUUUGCGAAUGGCACUGACACUCCUUAUGAGUCCGACAUGUCGAAAAUGCCCUCUAGUGACAGCGCAAGUGGUACCGAUGGAAUUGCCUCGAACUGCGCUUCGUCUCGUUCAAGCUCAAAAAAAUGUCAAGUGCUUGGAAUGGCGACCUCUGACCGGACUGGCGAGGUACAGCUCGCAGAUAUUCUCGAAGCAGACCUUGGACGACUUCUCCAGGAAUUCCCCAAUGGCAAAAUCAUCACUUUUACUACCAAUGGUCUUAGUCUGUCUUCAAAUGAUGAUAGCUCAGAUCUGUCUGGUGCUAAUGGUGUAAAACCCUCGCAAUCUGGGGAGCCACCGAAGCGAACAGCCAGUCAAAAAUCACUAAGAGGAUCCAAAGCCGUGCAAGCAAUGUUUCCUGGUGCUCGUUGCGUCGCCUUCGUACCAUUCUGGGACUAUGAAAGGUCGAGGUGGUUUGCGGGGUGUUUGUGUUGGAGCAACAAUAUUAGGCGGCUACUGUCGCCAGCUGUGGAUCUCGCGUAUCUCAAGAUAUUCAGCCACUCAAUCAUGAGGGAACUCUCACGCCUGGAUGCGAGGGCUUCAAAUAUGCAUGGCAUCCUCGGCGCCUUGGAAUUCAUCAAAGACACGCCCUUGGACAUCUUUCAGACUAGUAUGCUGAACUCACUCAAUGCCUGUGGGACGACCCUACUUGACACUAUCAACCACGUCAUGGAUUAUGCAAAACUCGGUGAAGCGAGACAAAGCAUCUCUUCCAAGCGACUGCUGGACGGGAACACGAUACGACUUUCUUCAAAACCAUUGAAGAUCCGAAGAAACAAAGCGCCUGCUUUCGAUCUGAGCAUUGCGACAGAAGAGGUCGUGGAGGCUGUCUUCAGCGGCUCGACAUACGUUCCCGUAACUUCUAAGCUCCUGGAUGCCGCGGAAACUCCGACAUUCGAAGCCUCAGAUCCAAUGCCGCAACGCAAGUCAUGCUUUAUCGUCCUCGACCUAGCUUUCGAAGACGACUGGGUCUUUGCAUUCCCGGUGGGUUCUUGGAGAAGGCUUGUUAUGAAUCUUUUUGGAAAUGCGGUGAAAUACACCUCAUCAGGAUUUGUUCAUGUCUCCCUACGAGUCAGCCGUGGGGCAGAGAACUCAAGUGCGGCUACUAGUGUCACGCUCACUAUAAAGGAUACCGGUGCCGGUAUAAGCCCAACUUUCCUUGUUAACGGAGCUUUCCAAGCCUUUUCACAAGAAGAUACACAUGCCGUUGGAACUGGUCUCGGCCUUAGUAUUGUCAAGCAAAUCAUCGACAUCAAUGGUGGAAAUGUUGACAUCCGCAGUGAACUGGCGGUCGGGACCGAAGUUACGGUCAAAGUUGCACUACCUAAGCCAGACAGAUCCAUCACAGGCAAUCCCGAGCGUUCACGAUUUUUAUCGUUUUUACCGCGUUUGAAGAGCCGAAGGAUAUGCAUCCUGCACAAGAAGUUGGAAUUGGUCGAAGCGCGGACUCAGUCGCCGGAAGACGAGGGCCUUCAACGCUUCAUUAGUUCUCUCGCAAGGACAUUAGAGGACCAUUUGCACAUGGACGUCACACUCACCACAGAAUGGGAGGGACACGGUGCAGAGCUGGUGAUCUGCCCAGAAGUCUCCUUCGACUACCUUGCGGCAAUCAGACGUGACCGAGUAUCGGCCCACCGAGCUUCUCGCCGAGCUCCCGUGGCCAUCUUCGUCGCUAGGGAUAGUCUAGAAGCUGCAACCCUUCGAUCCGAUGAGCGAGUCUCAAACAGAGAAUCGGUAGUCAAGAUCAUGACUCAACCAUGCGGACCAUAUAAGCUGGCGUACGUGCUCGACGCCUGCCUUGAUCGCUUCGCACAUCCCGAGGAAAACACCGUGAGCCCCGGAAACCUCUCCACCCCGCCUGCGCAAAAUCUGCUAGAGACGCAAAUACGAGAAGACCCCUCGACAAUACUCAAGUGGCUCUACAUAGACGACACCUUGCCGAGAGCUACGCCGAAUACUCCUCUAUUGUCAGCUGCUGGGACUCUUUCUACAGCCGGGUCAGCGGCGAACAAAGUCCGACCCAGCCUCAGCGAAGAAGAACCAAUUGUCUCCCACAUCCUAAUCACAGACGACAACCCGCUCAAUCGGAAACUCCUCGUUACCUUCAUGCGCAAACAAUGUCUCCAAUACCAAGAAGCCUCAAACGGCCUCGAAGCCCUCAAAGCCUACCAACAAGACGCUUCGAAAUUCGAAGUCAUCCUAAUGGAUAUGUCCAUGCCCAUAAUGGACGGUAUGAGCGCCACGCGCGCCAUCCGCGAAUUCGAAAACGAGCUCAACCUCCCGCGGUGCUCCAUCAUUGCUCUCACGGGCCUCACAUCCGCCAGCGCGCGGCUGGAGGCCUGGCGCUCGGGCAUCGAUCACUUUAUGACGAAGCCUGUCAACUUCAAGAUGCUGGGGAAAUUGCUGAAGAAAGAGGAGGAAAGACGGGUAGAGCGCGUUAGAGCAGGCAAAGAAGACAUGGGUAUCGUACGAGAUGUGCAGGAUUUGGAGGUGGAGAAUGAGGUUGCUUUGCCCAAGGUGUGA